AUGGUCAUUGUCACACUCCAGUCGAUGCAUUCACAGCAGACUGUCUGCAUCCAGGCUCACGUGCUCACAGCCGUAUCGACAAUCCUGCCAUCGUUCUCAAUGAGAACUCCGGAUUGGCCUCACAUUAGAAAAUUGAGGUUGGCGGACAAUGAUUUCUUGACACCACGACCAGUCGAUUUAAUCAUUGGAGCGGAUUUCUACGGAAGGAUCAUCAAGCCAAAUAUCAUCAAGGGCUCACCAACAACACCAAUUGCUCAACUUUCCAUUUUUGGAUGGCUCGUCAUUGGCCCAGUCACCGAAUCACAUUCAACCACUCAUUAUUCACAUUUUGCAGUUGCUCAAGACGACCAGAGCAAUCUGCAAGAGCUGCUCACCAAAUUCUGGGUUCAAGAGGAAUCACCAAUGGAUAUUCCAAGCACGCUCACUCCGGAGGAAGAAGAAUGCGAAUCACAUUUCUGUGCGACUCACACUCGUGAUCACACUGGAAGGUACAUCGUUCGCAUUCCACUCAAGGCACCAGCAUUGCUCUUAGGCAAUUCACACAAGACUGCUCAAAGAUGUCUACAAAGCACGUUACGACGACUCUCCAAGGAUUCAACAUACAACCAGCUCUAUGUCGAGUUCAUGAAAGAGUACGAAGAAUUGGGACACAUGGUAAAGGCUCCAGAUCACCAACGAAUUUCAUCAAGAGAGGCUGAGAACGUUGGGCCUGAUGGGGAGAUGACCUUGGCACAUGAUGCUUCGGCAUCAGGAGGGUUGAGGGUCUCUUCUGACGGUUCAACACCUCAGACCUCUGCUCAUCUUCAACCAUAUUAUUUGCCUCACCAUGGAGUUCUACGUCUCGACAGUUCAACAACGAAGCUCAGGGUUGUAUUCAACGGAUCAAAAGCUACGACAUCAGGCAAAUCAGUCAACGAUUUAAUGCAUACUGGUGCUAAUUUGCUCUUGAAUGUUACAGAUGUUCUAAUUUGGCUUCGCCAUUAUCACCACAUUUUUGCCACAGACAUCACAAAAUGUAUCGCCAGGUAG
Molecule: messenger RNA, 1029 nt
Organism: Osmia bicornis bicornis
Lineage: Eukaryota; Metazoa; Arthropoda; Insecta; Hymenoptera; Megachilidae
Exons: 1
Coding region: 1-1029 (342 amino acids)
Source: RefSeq, a predicted model, not a curated record